AUGGGCCUCUCAUCACUGACGGAAGAUGAAAUUCUCAAGGCAGCCGUAUCCAAAUAUGGAAUGAACCAGUGGGCGCGCAUCUCGUCUCUGCUGGUGAGAAAGACGCCAAAGCAAUGCAAGGCACGCUGGUACGAAUGGCUUGAUCCAUCGAUCAAGAAAAUCGAAUGGUCGCGCGAAGAGGAUGAAAAACUGCUGCACAUGGCAAAGCUGAUGCCGACGCAGUGGCGAACAAUUGCGCCCAUUGUAGGACGCACAGCGACACAGUGCCUAGAACGUUACCAACAGCUUCUUGAUGAUGCUGAUGCACAAGAGUCGGAGCUCGGUCUUGCCGGCACUGGAGCCGAGGCGGGACCCAGUGCUGACACAAGUGCUCAAGCUGCGGCCCGGCGAAGUGGAUCCAGACCCAGAGUCAAGACCAGCGAAACCCGAUCCCAUCGAUAUGGACGAAGACGAAAAGGAAAUGCUCUCGGAGGCGCGUGCGCGUCUUGCCAACACGGAAGGCAAAAAAGCGAAGCGCAAGGCGCGUGA
This is a messenger RNA of Malassezia globosa CBS 7966, 528 nucleotides long. RefSeq lists its product as uncharacterized. The transcript is spliced from 2 exons. Lineage: Eukaryota; Fungi; Basidiomycota; Malasseziomycetes; Malasseziales; Malasseziaceae. Gene Ontology annotation, biological process: mRNA splicing, via spliceosome. Bases 1 to 528 code for a protein of 175 amino acids. The record is from RefSeq and is a predicted model, not a curated record. Gene Ontology annotation, cellular component: Prp19 complex; spliceosomal complex.